Messenger RNA from Miniopterus natalensis, 2925 nucleotides. The record is from RefSeq and is a predicted model, not a curated record. NCBI's taxonomy places the organism in Eukaryota, Metazoa, Chordata, Mammalia, Chiroptera, Miniopteridae.
CCUGUCGGAGGCGGAGCGCGCCUUCCUGCACAUGGGCCGCACCAUGAAGGAGGACCUGGAGGCCGUGGCCGAGCGCCUGAAGCCGCUGUUCCCCGCCGAGUUCGCCGUCGUGGCGGCCUACGCCGAGGGCUACCACGCGCACUUCGCGGCCCAGCUGGAGGCCCUGGCGCAGUUCGAGCUGUGCGAGCGCGACACCUACAUGCUGCUGCUGUGGGUGCAGAACCUGUACCCCAAUGACAUCAUCAACAGCCCCAAGCUGGCAGGUGAGCUGCAGGGGAUCAAGCUGGGGAGCCUCCUGCCCCCCAAGCAGAUCCGAAUGCUAGAGGCCUCGUUCCUGUCCAAUGAGGUGACCAGUGUGAAGGAGCUGAUGGCCCGAGCCCUGGAACUGGAGUCAAAUCACUGGGCCCAGGAUGUGGCCCCCCAGAGGCUAAACGGCCGCUGCCACAGCGAGCUCGCCAUCGAUAUCAUGCAGAUCAUCUCCCAGGGCCAGGCCAAGGCCGAGAGCAUCACGCUUGACCUGGGCAUGCAGAUAAAGCAGGUGCUGCUGGCGGUGCUGGCUGCAUUUCUGAGGAGCUACCAGGGAGCCUUUGAUGAAUUUCUGGAGAGGUGCACACAGCUGGGAAAUUACAGGGCCAAUGUCAUGGCCAACAUCAACAACUGUCUGUCCUUCCGGACAUCCGUGGAACAGAAGUGGCAGACAUCACAGGAUAUCCUGGGCCCCCUGAGAGAGCUCAAGAGCCACGGCUUUGACACCCUGCUCCACGGCCUGUUCUCGAAACUGAAGCCGCUGUUCAAGAGGCUCACGCAGACCCGCUGGGCCGCCUCUGUGCAGACCCUGGAGGAAAUUGUCUCCAUCAUGGAAAAAAGUCUGCCCGAGUUCUCGGAACUGCACGACUGUUUCCAGGAGGAGCUCAUGGAGCUUGUCCACGUGUACCUGGUGAAGGAAUACAUCGUGCAGCUCAGUAAGCGGCAAGUGGUCCUCAAGACUGCAGAGCAGCAGCAGCAACUAGCCAGGCAGGUUCUGGCCAAUGCCAACCUCAUCGAACAUUUCUGCACGCAGAACGGCUCCCGGGCCACCUGGCUGCACCAAGCCCUCCCUACACUCGCCGAGAUCAUCCGCCUGCAAGACCCCAGCGCCAUCAAGAUUGAGGUGGCCACUUACGCCACCUGCUACCCCGACUUCAGCAAAGGCCACCUGAGCUCCAUCUUGGCCAUCAAGGGGAACCUGUCAAGCAGUGAAGUCAAGAGCAUCCGGAGCAUCCUGGACAUCAGCACGAGAACACAGGAGCCCUUCAAGUCCCUAUUUUCACUUAUAAAGGUUGGGUAGCUUUUCCUAUGGCCUGGCCUGCUUGGGGGACCCAGCAAGCAUCGGACACACCCGCUUUGGGCCAGUCACCCCACUUGGGGGCCGUUCAGACCAGCACUGGCUUCGUGGGCCCUCACGGGUGCCCCAUCUUCUGCAGCUGCUUUUGCCCAGCCCUGGCCAUGGUGCAGGCCCACGGGCAGCUGGAAUUGGACAGGCCCCAGUUUGUUACCAGUCCAGUGGGGUGGGAGCACCACUGUGAGGAGCCAAAGAGGCCACACCUGAGAAACGACAGUUGCUAGUGCCUGCGCUAAGGAGGUAGAGUGGUGAGGGGUCAGCAGUCCUGGGACACCUUGCGUCCGUGGGCUCUUUCACACUCUGUCUCAGAACCGCCCUUCUCGUGGCCAGGCCUGAGUGCCUGGGGCCAGGGGCCGGGCCUUACCUACCCUGCCUCCUUCACACGGGGCUGCGCUGUGCUCGGCUCAGGAAGUCUGCGGAAUGAAGGCAGCUGGGAGAGAAAAGGGAAGGAUGAGCUCGUAUCUAGGGCCUGGAAAAAGAGGCAGGGGAGUCACACCGCAAGCUGGGGCCAGAGCCAGCGUCAUAGCCACGUCCAGAUUGCCCCACUACCCUUGCCGCUCAGACCCUGGGCACUCUCUGAUUGCCCACAGGCAUCCCCUGAGGAUGGGCCCAGGCCCAGGGGCUGCCUUCAUGGUUCUUCCACCUGGGAGUCCGGCUGAGGUCUGGGCCGGGUAAGCUUGACCUCUGACCCCUUUGUCCCGAUAUGAGUGUCUUACUGCUGCUGUAACAAAUUUCCACAAGCUUAGUAGCUUAAAACAAGACAUUCUUCAGUUCUAGAGGUCAGAGUUCUCAUGCAGGUCUAGCGGGCUGAAGUCAAGGUGUGGGCAGGCCGGGUUCCUCCUGGAGGCCCGGGGGAGAAUUUCCUGCCUUUUCCAGCUUCUAGAAGCCACCUUCCCAUAAACCUUGGCUCAUGGCCCCAUCCAUUUCAAAGCCUUUUCACAUGAUAGCACUUCUCUCCUGCCUCCCUCGUCCACUUGUAAGGACCCCCUGCCUACCUUUGGCCCACCCACAUGGAUAACCCAGGACCCUCUCCCUAUUUGUAAGGCCAGCUGAUUAGCAACCUUCAUUUCACCCGCAACCUUAAUGCACCUUCGCAUGGAACCUCAUACAGUCACAGGCUCCAGAGAUUAGGACGUGCGCAUCUUUGGGGGAUCAUAAUUUUGCCCACCACAGUUUCUCCAUUCGUCCCCUGGCCUGGAGGGCACCUUGUCCUACCCCAGGAAGACAGGAGUUCAGUCACCCUCCUGGCCUCUGUCCACCCUAUAGACCCUCUCAGCGCAAGAGGGGGCGGUUCUGAUUCAGGUGUGACUCAGCCGCUGAGGGUGCCACCAGGGUCAGGCCAGCUCUCUGGGCCUGUCCCCCUCUUUCCAGGUACUUGGCCAGGAACUGGCCCGUGUAAAUGGUGCACAAAAGCCUUUGUACAUUUGUAGGAGUUUGCGUCCCGAUGUAAUUAAUUUUAUUUUUGAUAGUAUUGCUUUUGUAUGUGUACACUCAGGACAGGAUCUGGGUUUUGAGAGCUUGAUAUAAAGAUGACUUCGGAAGUG